Gigantopelta aegis is the source of this 1056-nucleotide messenger RNA. RefSeq names its product translation initiation factor eIF-2B subunit alpha-like. Gene Ontology annotation, biological process: translational initiation. The transcript has 9 exons. Gene Ontology annotation, molecular function: guanyl-nucleotide exchange factor activity; translation initiation factor activity. Lineage: Eukaryota; Metazoa; Mollusca; Gastropoda; Neomphalida; Peltospiridae. Bases 90 to 1001 code for a protein of 303 amino acids. The record is from RefSeq and is a predicted model, not a curated record. Gene Ontology annotation, cellular component: eukaryotic translation initiation factor 2B complex.
GGGGAAACAACUCUAAAAACAAAUGACGAAACUUCGACAGCUUGUGAGUUUUGAGUUAAACUGGAGGAAAACAUCUACACUGAUUUAAGAUGAAUACAUCUGAUAUCUUGACUUAUUUUGACAAAUUAAUCAAAGAUGAUCCCGAAAUGUCAGCUGCUGUUGCUGCAAUCAAAACACUUCUCAAGUUCAUUGAAGCAAAUAAGGUUGAAACACUUGCUGAAAUGAGAGCACGAUUGAAGGAUGCGAUAAACACACUGACUCAGACCGACAGUAGUGUAACUUCGAUAUCAUCAGGAUGUGAACUCUUUCUUCGAUUUAUUACACUAGCCAAUCUCCAGCAUUCAGACUUUCAAGAAUGCCAAAAAAUCCUGGUACAACGGGGCAAUUUGUUUCUUCAAAAGGUGGCAAGUUCUCGUCAAAAGAUUGCUAAAAUAGCUCAUCCAUUCAUCACAGAUGGAGCAACAGUUCUCACACAUUCACGGUCAAGAGUAGUUCUGCAAAUUCUGAAGGAAGCUGCCGAAGCCAAGAAGAGGUUUAAAGUCUAUGUUACCGAGUCAAUGCCAGACAAAUCAGGUUGCCAGACUUGUAAAGAAUUGUCUGCCCUUGGCAUUCCCACCACUGUUGUUUUGGAUGCAGCAGUAGGGUAUGUGAUGGAAAAGGUAGAUCUUGUUCUGGUUGGUGCUGAAGGGGUGGUUGAAAGUGGAGGAAUCAUAAAUAAGAUUGGUACCUACACAAUGGCUAUAUCAGCUAAGGCGAUGAAUAAGCCAGUUUAUGUUGUUGCUGAAAGUUUCAAGUUUGUUCGGCUUUUCCCUCUGAACCAGAAGGACAUUCCCAAUCAGUUUAAGUACCAAGCAUCAAUACUGAAGUCCGGUCAGGAUCUGAGUAAAGAGCACCCCCUGGUGGACUACACACCACCUGCUUACCUCACCUUGUUGUUUACGGACCUUGGCGUGAUGACCCCAUCAGCUGUCAGUGACGAACUGAUUAAAUUAUAUCUCUAGUGAAUUGAAUGUGAAAACAUUGUGAGUGUACUGUUAAUAAAUUGUUUUACAGAGA